Aspergillus mulundensis is the source of this 4788-nucleotide messenger RNA. RefSeq names its product putative RNA polymerase II transcription elongation factor (Ctr9). Gene Ontology annotation, molecular function: acyltransferase activity; RNA polymerase II complex binding. Gene Ontology annotation, cellular component: Cdc73/Paf1 complex. Lineage: Eukaryota; Fungi; Ascomycota; Eurotiomycetes; Eurotiales; Aspergillaceae. The transcript is spliced from 4 exons. The record is from RefSeq and is a predicted model, not a curated record. The coding region runs from base 1 to 4788 and encodes 1595 amino acids. Gene Ontology annotation, biological process: regulation of DNA-templated transcription.
AUGAGCGAACCCGAUAUUCGACAGCGGAAGCCAACGGCUCACAAGAAAGACGACCCCCUGGUCCCUCAAGACGCUCAACCACGUUUGAAACAUGGGAUACCCAUGCAAAUGCUGCGCUCCUUACUCCUCGCAACGUGGUUCAAUUGCUGUUGUGUAAUCAUUCUGGUGACGCAGCUGGUCGGUUGUCCCCUGUACAUCAUCAACAGAGAAUAUUACUAUGCUUGGAUGUCAUCCACGAAACGAUCUUUUGGACUGGUGAUAACAGCUCUUACUGAGUGGGGCUGCCCUACAUAUGUCCGGGUCAGCGGCGACGAGAGUGUACGCGGGCACAUCCACAUUGCCGACGACGGUCGUCUGAAGACAACAUUUCCGGAGCGCCUUGUGAUGAUUUCGAAUCAUCAGGUUUACACUGAUUGGAUCUAUCUUUGGUGGAUUGCCUACUCAAACAUGAUGCACGGCCACAUCUUCAUUAUCCUGAAGGAGUCGUUGAAGUACAUACCUAUCCUCGGCCAGGGCAUGACGUUCUACGGCUUCAUUUUUAUGGCCCGUAAAUGGCUGUCUGACAAACCCCGCCUCCAACACCGCUUGGAAAAGCUGAAGACCCAGCAUAUAGGCUCUGAUUCGGGCGCUCCGAAGUACGACCCUAUGUGGCUCCUUAUUUUCCCGGAAGGAACGAACCUUUCCAUAAAUACCAAGCGGCGAAGCGAUGCGUAUGGAGCUAAGAACGGGUUUCCAUCCAUGAGGCACCAAGUUCUCCCUCGUUCAACUGGGUUGUUCUUCUGCUUGCAGCAAUUGCGGGGAACCGUUGAGUGGGUAUACGACUGCACCGUCGGAUAUGAGGGUCCUCCGAAUGGCAGUUAUGCCGAUAAGUAUUUCACUCUCCGCUCAACGUAUGUGCAGGGACGCCCGCCAACUUCUGUCAACAUGUACUGGAGGCGUUUUGCGGUUGCGAACAUUCCUCUUGACGACCAAGACGAAUUUGACGCUUGGCUAAGGGCCCGUUGGACGGAGAAGGAUGAACUGCUUGACCAAUACUUUGAAACCGGUCGAUUUCCGUCCGCCUUAGCCGGCAGCAUCGAAGUAGGUGAUGGUGAUGCAACGCAGUUGAAUGCAGCCGAACUUGGGUCCUACAACUCCUUUUCGACCGCGCUUUCAUCUCCGCGUCUCGAAGCUCGCGCUGCCAAUUGGACAAGUUCGCAUACACCCGCCAUGACCACCCUACAGAACGGAUAUUCAAACGGUGUCAAUGGGGAUACAUUCUCUGUGACCGGUUCUCCGGCCAAUCUUCGCUUUUCUGACAUCCCAUCUGCCAUUGACAUUCCUGCAUCCACACUCGACAGCGAGGUCGAAGUCAGUCUCGAAGGGCUUCCCGACGACCCUACCGAACUAUGCACGCUCUUGGAGAAUGAAAAAGCGGCGAAGAAUUUCUGGGUUAUCAUAGCGCUUGCCUACGCCAAACAAAAGCAGAUCGAUCAUGCGAUUGACAUCUUGAAUAAGGGUCUCGCAUCGGUUGCCCAAGGCGCUACUAAGGAAAAGCUGGGUCUUUUGGGAUGGGUAUGCUGGCUGUACUUACUGAAGAGUCGAGAGGCACCCCGGGUGGUGUCAGACGGGGGUCUAGGAACAGAGGCGAAGACCAAGGACUACUACAUUCAACAGGCUACGGGAAUUUUGAACGAGGCUUCGCGCCUAAACCCGUCCUUCCCGCCUCUAUUCCUUGCUCGUGGUGUUUUAUCUUUGUUGCGCGCCUCUUUACACCCCCCGCGAUCGGUUCGACCAGGGACUGUCGAUAACUCAGAACGCGUGGAAUCCUUGCGACAAGCUCUUAAGCAGUUUGACGAAUCGUCAAAAGCAUUUGGUGGCAGGAAUAUUAUGGCCAUUAUUGGACGUGCGAGGGCGCAUUAUCUACUCGGACGAUAUGCUGAAGCGCUGGAAGGGUACCAGAAAGUUCUAAUGAGGAUGCCCGGAUUGACUGAUCCAGAUCCGCGGAUCGGUAUUGGAUGCUGUCUAUGGCAAUUAGGCUUCAAGGAUCAGGCCAAGAUUGCCUGGGAACGUGCCCUAGCACUGAAUCCCGACUCCAAAGUUGCCAGUAUUCUUCUUGCGGUAUAUUACCUCUACGACAGCUCUCGACAUGCCACAACGGACCCGGCGUUCGGCUCCCUAUACAAGGUGGCCAUGACACAAUACACCCAGAAAUCAUUCAAGCUGGACAAGGAAUACCCCAUGACGUGCGCUCUGUUUGGCAGUUAUUUCCUGUUGCGGAAAGCCUAUUCCACUGUUGAUACCCUUGCUCGCAAAUCUAUUGAGAACACCGACGUCAUGCAAAUAGCCAGCGACGGAUGGUACCUUCUCGGUCGGAAAUGCCAUUAUGAAGGUGACUUUGCCAAAGCGGCGGAGUUCUAUAACCGCUCGGACCAGGCUCGUGGUGGAGGUGACAAAGGUUAUCUUCCGGCCAAGUUUGGCUCCGUACAGAUGCAGGUGUCUAACAAGGAUUAUGAUGGAGCCAAAUUCCAGUUGGAGAAGAUCAUCCAACAGACAAAGAAUCCGGAGUGCAUGAUGCUCCUGGGCGCCCUCAAUGCGGAGGAGGUCUUUACUGCGCUGCGCAGUGGAUCAAAAGAAGACAAGUCAGCCGAGGCCAAAAAGGCCAUCACUCUAUUCGAAGGCGUGCGCGCGCUAUGGAAGGACGAAAACAAAAAGAUUACACCGGACGAGUCCGUCUUAGUAUACCUCUCUCGGCUGUAUGAGCAGACUGCCCCGGAUAAGAGUAUGCAGUGUUUGACACAGCUGGAAGAACUGCAGCUAUCCGAAAUACCUGAUGAAGAACGCCCUGAGGGCCUCGAAGACGAGCAAGAAAUCAAGGCUGCACUCCGAUUGCAUCUCCCACCGCAGCUUCUCAACAACAUGGGUUGCUUUCUAUACCAGAGCUCGCAACUCAACUUGGCCCGCACCAUGUUUCAAGCAGCGCUAGACUCCUGCGUACGCUCGCAAGAGAAAGAGGGUGGAAUCGACCCAGAUGCGCUUGUUACAACGGUAAGCUACAACCUUGGCCGGGCGUACGAGGCGUCCGAUAUGCCUGACGAAGCAAAGAAGGUCUACGAAGGUCUUUUGGAACGACAUAGCGACUACACAGAGGCGAGCGCACGUUUAACAUACCUUGCUCUUCGCCGUAGCCCGACGGACGAAGGGCCCAAGAAGAUGGCAAAGCUGUAUGAGACUGAUUCAACCAAUCUCGAAGUUCGGGCUCUGUUCGGGUGGUAUCUCAGCAAGUCCAAGAAACGGGCUGCAAACAUUGCAGAAGACCAUGAGCAGCGCCAUCACAAGCAUACACUGCAAUAUUUUGACAAGCAUGACCGGUACUCACUAACGGGCAUGGGUAACGUCCACCUCCUGUUUGCCAGAGACAUGCGACGUGAUACAGACCAAGAGAAGGAGAAGCGGCGCAAAAUGUACGAGCGGGCCGUUGAAUUUUUUGACAAAGCUCUUCAACUGGACCCGCGGAACGUAUAUGCAGCGCAAGGUAUUGCCAUCGCCCUAGUGGAUGAUAAGAAAGACUUGAGCACAGCGGUGCAAAUAUUCUCUAAGAUCCGCGACUCGUUGAAAGAUGCUAGCGUUUACCUGAACUUAGGACACGUCUAUGCAGAGCUACGCCAGUACACGCGCUCCAUCGAGCACUACGAGGCCGCACUAUCCAAGGACCGGGCCCGCGACGCCCAAAUCCUCGCCUGUCUCGGCCGCGUCUGGCACUUGAAGGGAAAGCAGGAGAUGAGCCUCGCCGCCAUGAAGACGGCCCUAGACUACGCCCAGCGCGCACACUCCGUCGCUCCCAGCCAAUCCCACCUCGAAUUCAACGUCGCCUUCGUCCAAAACCAAGUCGCCUCUCUCACCUACAGUCUCCCGGAAACACAGCGGUCUGUGCAAGACGUACAGGACGCAGCAGAUGGCCUCCGUACCGCAGUUGGGACCUUUGGACGUAUCGCCCAGGUCAAAAACCCGCCUUACCCUGCUGAGUCUCUCGAGCAGCGCGCCAACAUGUCCAAGACGAUCAUCAAGCAGCUUGAGCGAGCCCUCCAAAGCCAGAAGGAAUACGAGGAGAAAAAUGCCGCUAAGCUGCAGCAGGCCCGCGAAGCCCGCGAGGCUGAGAUUCGUCGCCGGGAGGAAGAAGUCCGCAAGGCGCAAGAGGCCGAGCGCGAGAGGAAACAGCGAAUCGCAGAGGAACGCCAGCAGCUCGUUGAGGAGGCUCAACGGCUGGCCGCUCAGCGUGCAGAAGAGGAACGAGCCCGCGAAGAAGCGGAAAUGACUACCGAGUCCGAAACCGGCGAGAAGGUCAAGCGGAAGAAGAAGGCUGGCUCGUCCAAGCGGAAGAAGCAGCGCCUUGAGGAUGACUUUAUCAAUGAUGAUGAUGGAGACGCGGGGGCAAGCCGUAGCUCUGAACUCGAUGAGAGUGGCAAGGAGGAGGGUGCACCAAAGAAGCGGAGACGCUUGGAGAGGAGGUCGAGGGGUGCUGCUUCUGGUAGUGUAAGGUCCUCGAGCAAGUACAAGAGCUCAGAAAUGGUGGUUGAUUCAGAUGACGAUGAAGAACCCGCUGCUACGCUCGCCGGAGGGGCUGAUGAAGAGGAAGAGGAGGACGUUGUACAACGGCGCAGAGCCAAAGUGACGAGGCGGGUUGCUGACGACGAUGACGAGGAGGAAGAUGAGGCUGCUCCCGCGGCUGGUGGUGAUGACGAUGACGAUGGGGACUUGUUCAGUGAAAAGGAGGAAGACACAGAGAUGAAGGAUGGCGAGGAUGAGUAG